GAUUUGAGACUGCAUUGCCGAGCGGUCAAUUUAGUUUCCAUAUAUACAGAAGGUCAUGGCUAUUGUCAAUAGAAAGAAGACAUAUGCCAUCAUUCGUGCAAUAUACAAUCAUAGCCACUCUCCUGAAGACUUUGAACGUGAAUUAGAUUUUGUACUAAGUCGUAAAGUGUGUAUGGUCAUUAUUGAACCAGAAUCUCUCGGUGAAGUAACAUGGCGAUGGAUUCGUACGGGUAACUGGUUACAUAAAACAGCUGUUAUAUCAGGAAUAGCUGCUGUAACUACAGCUGGCAUUGGUUUGAUGUGGAAUUCUACAUUUUCUAAAAUAUACUUUCCGUUAGACCUCGGUAUUCGUUUGUUUCCUACUGUUCGAACAAGUGGUGCCUUGAUUACAAUCACACCAAGUGUUAUACGAUUUAUUACAACUACAUUGAGUGCAAUUAGUGCCUCUGCUGCAGGAUUAUACGCAUUGUUUUGGCAAUGGGAUCCAUGCUGUAAGUAUCAAGUUGCACCAUCGCUAGCAUCUCUGCCAGUUGGAACAGCUUCCUUUGUAACAAGUAGUAGUCAUGCCUUGACGAAUUCACAUCCAGAUGAUAAUUCGCCAGGCAGCGGAAUGAGCAACGGUGAAAGCCUCAGUGGUUCUUCGGAAAUAAGCAAUGGAAAGCGCGCUCGAGCUAUCAUUGCAGAGAAUCAUUCCAAUUCAAAUAGUCCUCCAUUACGUCCAGUGGUUUUAGUUCAUCGAGAUGAUGGAAGACGAAAAAUACUGCAUAAUGCCGUCUCUCUAACUUCUACUCUAGUCGCUUGUUAUAUUCUUUUUAGAUGGUCUAGACAUUCAAAUAUGAUUGUUAGUAACCCUUAAUUUUAUUGUAUCUUUCUCCAUCGUAGUCUGUCUGUUUUCUUAUGUGUAAUAAACAAACUAACCUCUUUCUCCCGACAUGAAGAGAACAAUUUAUUCCUUUUAGAUUAUUUUUUUCCUAAAAUCUGCGUUACAGUAUCCUAUAGUUUAAUAAUAUUUUUUAACUAUCGUGUACUAUAAGUAUUUUAGCAAGCAUUUUUACAGUCCAUAUUAUUAUUUUUUUGCCCUUGUAUCCAUGUUAGUAUGGAUUUAAUUAGAUCACUUUUUCGUUGUUAGAAAAAAUUACUAUUAGUACCGGUCUCUUAUUAUUUCUAUAGUGAGAAUCACUUAUUGCGCUUCAUUUUAUUAGUAAAAGGCUCACAUGCCAAUUAAAUUGUAAAUGUAUUAUCUUCAUAACAACUCUCCACAUAAUAAAAUUGAAUCUUUCUUGUGUUUCCUAGUUUUUAUAGACUACUUGAAAGAUUUUCAGUUUUAUGCUUACAUUUCAAUGUUCGGCCACCAAAUAUCGUGGUUUUUCUGGCUGUAUCGAUUCAGAGCACUAUGUAAGUAGAUUGUUUGUAAAUGUUGCAAUCACAAAUUUGAUAACAGUUCGGUCCUUAUAGCGUACGCUUAAUGAUUUGUACAAAAAUAUUAGUACUAACAAAGAACGACAGG
Molecule: messenger RNA, 1507 nt
Organism: Schistosoma margrebowiei
Lineage: Eukaryota; Metazoa; Platyhelminthes; Trematoda; Strigeidida; Schistosomatidae
Source: the annotation of a GenBank genome assembly